CUCACAGGAGCUUUGAACAGAAGCUCACUGUCUGUGUUUAAUCUCAGUUGUUUGUUUCUGCAGGUCCAGUCAACGAGGAGAACUUCUUUGAGUGGGAGGCUCUCAUCAUGGGUCCUCAGGACACGUGUUUUGAAGGUGGAGUGUUUCCUGCCGUCCUCAGCUUCCCCUCUGAUUAUCCUCUCAGUCCUCCGAAGAUGAGGUUCACCUGUGACAUGUUUCACCCCAACAUCUAUCCUGACGGCAGGGUGUGUAUCUCCAUCCUCCACGCUCCUGGAGAUGAUCCGAUGGGUUAUGAGAGCAGUGCAGAGAGGUGGAGUCCUGUUCAGAGUGUGGAGAAGAUCCUGCUGUCUGUGGUCAGCAUGCUCGCAGAGCCCAAUGAUGAGAGCGGAGCAAACGUGGACGCAUCUAAGAUGUGGCGUGAGGACAGAGAGCAGUUUUACAAACUCGCCCAGAAGAUCGUCAGGAAGUCUCUGGGCCUCUAGAGAUGAUGUCAUCAGGCUGCGACGAGCCCGGCUCUGUGCGUGUUCAUGAAACUCUCACCUACGUCCUCCGCCAUCUUUACUCAGAAAACAAACAUCAAUAAACGUACGGAGACUUACUGAAGAGGAGGGCAUCUUCUACAUCACCAUGGACCCAGCCAAACACGCACACACACGCACACGCACGCACAUGCACACACACACACACACACACACACACACACACACACACACACACACACACACACACACACACCAUACACACACACACACACACACACACACACACACACACACACAGAGUGCUGCUGAGACAGACUGAUCAAUAAACUGAUAGACAGAGACUGGAGCCGAUAAGACGUCUGGAUCAAUAAAAAACAUCCAGUCGACAAAAGUUUAAGUUAAAAAACGUCAACCGAAGAGGAAGUCAGCUGAGCGAUCAUGAGACCAUCCCCACAGUGACAUCAUCAUCAUCCUCGUCAUCGUCAUCAUCACAGACAGCAGCAGCUUUACUUGAUCAGCCAAUUAGAGCUGCUCAGACUCAUCGUUACAUUAUCAAUAACAGUGACUCGAUGUGAUCAGAAAAAUAAAAACUGAUGAAGUCAGAAAAAGUUACAGCUGACGCUCCUCAACGUGACAUCAUCUAACAGCAGGUGUGACAGGUGGGCCCUUCACAGUAAAAGCCUUCAACUGAAGCAGAAAAAAACAAGAAGAAGAUGAAGACUCACGAUGAUGUUAAAAAUAUUAAUCUGUUAAUUAUUGAAUUAAUCAAAUUAUAAGAUAGUAACUCAAAGAUGAAUAAAGGUCACAAUUUAGAGAUAAAAGCACAAAAUAUGAAGAUUAUCAGUCAAACUUAUUAGUCAAACAUAAAACAUGAGACGAAAAUAAAUAAUUUUACAAUGAUUCAAGGAGAUAAAAGUCUAAAUUAAACCACAAGAGGUCAAACUUAUUCGACUGAAAGUAACACAAUUAAUAAAUAAAAGUCAAGAUUAGGAAAAAAUAAGUAAAAUUUUAUGAGAUAAGAGUCAAACCUAAUAGAUGAAAAGUCUAAAUUAUAAAUCUGUAAGUUACUAUGAUGAGAUAAAAGAUGAUCUUUUCUGUCAUGAUGAGCUUUAUCACAUACUGAUGACUUAUUACAACUUUAUCAUGAUAUAAAUAUCAUCAGACUUAGUUUUUCACUGCUUUCUGUUGGUUUAAGGAUCACAGCUGGAAUAAAACCGUUGCAGUAUUUGAUAGAGAAGAACUCAUCUGUCUCCUCAGAUUUCUUGAUUCAUCUUCUGAACAAAGAUGAGUAAAUCAUCUCUAAUAAAUCACUUCUUUCUUAAACGUCAUAGAAACGCAUUGAAGAGUUUCUGAUGUUCCUCAGCUUCCUGCUUCAGACCUGUUCUUCCUGUCAGGUUCAGACUGUGUAACGUCUUCUCUCUUGAUGUUAAAGAGUAAACUUUGAUUCAUCGGUCACAGAAAACAAAGAGUAAAUGAUUCUUCGUCCCCUCCACGCUCUGCUGCUGUCGCUCUGACACUCUGCUGACUUCCUCCGGCAUGACGUUUUCCUUCAGAUUGAGCGUCGUUGAGCAGAAGCUGCUUGGCUUCUCUCAGAUGGACUUUAUGCACUUUAUCUCUUCCCUAAGGAUGAGGAUGAUGAUGUUCGUCUUCAUCAGGAUCUGAGUGCGCUCAGGAGAGCUCCGGCUGCUGUUGGGUUCAUAGUUUUAAAGAGAAGCUGGAUGUUCUGAAGAUGGAGAGAAGUUUUAGUUUGUUUCUGGAUUAGAGAGUGUGUCUUUGAAUAAACUGAGGGAAGAAAAA
This is a messenger RNA of Notolabrus celidotus (New Zealand spotty), 2279 nucleotides long. RefSeq names its product ubiquitin-conjugating enzyme E2G 2 (UBC7 homolog, yeast) (gene ube2g2). NCBI's taxonomy places the organism in Eukaryota, Metazoa, Chordata, Actinopteri, Labriformes, Labridae. The transcript has 4 exons. The coding region runs from base 108 to 482 and encodes 124 amino acids. Gene Ontology annotation, cellular component: cytosol; endoplasmic reticulum. The record is from RefSeq and is a predicted model, not a curated record.